This is a messenger RNA of Limulus polyphemus (Atlantic horseshoe crab), 1326 nucleotides long. Its product is annotated as zinc finger CCCH domain-containing protein 13-like. The annotation marks the transcript as partial. The record is from RefSeq and is a predicted model, not a curated record. Gene Ontology annotation, biological process: maintenance of presynaptic active zone structure; regulation of synaptic plasticity; neuromuscular synaptic transmission. Gene Ontology annotation, molecular function: structural constituent of presynaptic active zone. Gene Ontology annotation, cellular component: cytoskeleton of presynaptic active zone. The transcript is spliced from 2 exons. NCBI's taxonomy places the organism in Eukaryota, Metazoa, Arthropoda, Merostomata, Xiphosura, Limulidae.
AAUUUAUAUUAAUUUGUAUCAACUUUCCAAUCAAGAAAUAGAGUUUCAGGUUUAUAUAAAAAAAAAAUACCAAAAUUUUCGUUUUCCUUAUUUCACGUUUUAUUGCUUACAGAGAUGCGAAGGAAUCAACCUAGUGGUUUCCAUGAUUGGCUCGAGGGCAUUGAACGAUAUAUCAAGAUGAACGGAUGCGAAGAGAGUGCGUGAAGCAUUUUGCUCUUGGUAACGAACGAUCUAUGCAUUUAGUCACUAAAAUAUUAUUAUUUCGGACGCAAAGGUUAUUUGCUGAUUGAAUUUCCCGCAUGAAGACGCCACUGAAAGUUUCGAGAUUAACACUUUUUAUAUUAAACUCGGGCAGACGGCUUUUUAUCGACAAUGUCGCGAGAAACUUACGCUGGUGUGCCGCAGCGCUCCCCGAGAAUGUCUCGCAGACAAGAGAUGGCGACUCUAGGACAGGGGCUGACAUCUAAAAGCUACACAUCAACAACGCAGUCGCCUUCCGGACAAGGCAGCCCAGUUGCUUCACGUGUUCAUUCUUCGCCUUCGCAGGUUCGUAGAACUCGCGUAAGUAGGUCUAGCAAUAACAGCCCUUUAAACGUACCUCCAGACAAUUACAUCUCUCAUUCUUUAAGUAGUAGCGCUUUUCACGCUAGCCAAGGUUACUACAGUGACGACCCUGAUAGUCCCGUUAUGGACGUCCGAACCAGCAGUUCCGCCCAAAACUCGGGCCACCGAAGUCGAUCGAUCACUCGGGGGACCCCACGAAGCUACCACUCGUUGGAACGUGAUCAAGAAAGAGAGUUUGUCCCAAUACAAGAACCAAGAGAAAGAUCACUCGACCGCGUAGAGAUGAACAGACAUUCCCGAGGUCGUGAACGUUCUUUGGAGCGUUCGGGGUACAGGGACAGAGAAAUGGAGCGCGAUCCCUAUUAUCGUGAUCGUGAAAGUGCCCUAGAUAUGGACGGAUAUGCUAGAGACACCGGUCAUCACAUCCCGCGAACUACUCACAGUUCCUCAGCUCCAAAUAGUGAAAGGCCCAGUUAUUCCAGGGAUAACUUUAUCCUAGAGAUCCAAGCUAGACUAAAUGACCUGCAAAGUCAAUAUGACAACGUAAAACGUGAAUUAGAUGUUACAACUCAAAAACUAGGCUCUAGCAUGCACAGUAUUAAAACGUUCUGGAGUCCAGAACUAAAGAAAGAACGUGCUUUAAGAAAAGAAGAGGCAGCGAAAUAUACAUUAAUUAACGAUCAGUUGAAGAUUUUAAGAUCUGAAAAUCAGGUUUUUCUUUCCCAAAGGAACCAGGACAGCAAAACUUAUAAUGUAUAUAUA